GUGGAAGCAUACGCAUCGUACGGCGGUCGAGCGCUUUGUGUCGUCAUCGUCUGGCACACUAUCAAAGCUUCAGUUACAAGACAGACAUCCUGGGGAGCUGAUGCCCAGCGUUUGGUGCAGUUUGAAACCAAGUGGCAUACAUUAGUGAUUAAAGAAAACGUUACUGUGUGGUAGGAAUUUGAUUGCCCCGCCUAUCGGGAACACUAGUUUACCGAAGUGACAAUAGUGUGGGAAAAUUGCGGAACAAAUAGUGACCCACUGUGAUCAUAACGAUUAGAAGAAUUUUGUCGGUUGUUGCGUGAUAACAAAAAAAAAACAAAAGAAAGAAACCAAUCUUGCCAGCGUGGGGAACUUUAAAAAUGCCUCAAAGUUCCAGUUACUAUUAUAGAGAAAGUCGAAGAGUAUAAGCCCUUACUUCAAAGAAGAUCAAGGACUAUCUACAGCUAGAAGUACUAACGGACCAACCCAGUGUCGUACUGUAGGGAUAAACAUAAAGAACUAUGGCAAAGGCAAAGAUUCCACCCCCAACGAAUGACAGCCAAGCGCCGCCCGAGAGCAAUACGACACAGCCUCCAAACGGUGAUGAAACGCUCACGGAAGGCGUACAGAAUGUGAGCACCGUGACCAGCACCACCGACAGCACCAGAGGUAGUCUGUCCAAUAUCUCGACACCAUCCAUCAAACGAGGAGACAACGAUGGUGACGACGAUUCCAGUGCCUUCGACAGUAGCAGCGAUACGGAGUGCGACGAUGAUUCCAUCAAGCGCGCCAUCGAUCGUAUCCCGGGUGCAUUAGCACCGGGCGAGGCUUGCGUGGUCCAGAAUGGGGCCCUAGUCGUGGGACCCGAAGCGAUGAACCCAAGACUGCGGUCGCCUCAGCAUGCCCCCUCGGCAGGGACGCCGUCAAUCGGUUCAAUAGCGCUACAAAACUCCUCCGACAUCACGUUCGGUAACAAGACGUACAUUAAAGGGCAGGUGGUGAUCAAGAAUAUCUACAAAGAUCGAGGGAACGGACUAACGAACGAUGGCUACCAGGUGCAUGAAAAUGAUUCAACAGACUCCGCAUCCGGCAAAAAAGUACCUCCCACAGCCGCACCGCCAGAGCCACGGACCUGGCAAUCUAGUCUUAAGGGCAUCAUCAAAGAUAAACCAUUGCUCAGCUUUAUCGUUAUGAUAUCACUCAUGAUCGUCCUGUGUGCCAUAAUAGCGGUCAUCUCCAUCCUAACAGCGUCAGGUAAAGGUAGAAUAAGGCCCCCAGUAGGCGAUGGAGACGACGAUCGUGCCAAUGUCCCGCAGGACACGCACAUAGAGGACGAUUUGUUCCCCGGACCGAGGCCAUUGCGACUGGUAACGAGGCAGGAGUGGGUGGCACAACCGCCACGGGAACCGCUGACAGAUCUGAAACUUCCGGUCAGCAAUGUAAUUAUCGCUCACACAGCAACUGAAAGUUGCACCAAUCAGGAAGCAUGCGAAGCACGUGUUAGAUCGAUGCAAAAUUAUCACAUGAGCACCCUCAAGUACAGUGACAUUGGCUACAACUUCGUUAUCGGUGGCGACGGUGCUGUGUAUGAGGGUCGAGGAUGGCUCAAAGUCGGCGCCCAUACGAGAGACUACAAUGGCAUCAGCUAUGGAAUAGCAUUCGUUGGCAACUUCGAAACAGACCAGCCAACGGAUUCCCAGAUGGAGCAGUUAGAUGCACUGUUGCACAAUUGCACGGAGCGCACAACACUGGCCAGCAAUUAUAAGCUGUACGGGGCGAGCCAGCUAAAACAGACGAUCAGUCCGGGAAAGUUUUUGAUGGAAAAGCUGAAAUUGCACCCACAUUUCAGUGUGGAUAAGCCCAUACGAGGUUAGAAUGUGAGGGGCGGUUUUCGUUCGAUCGAUCAAGAAUGAAAGGAUUCAGCAGCAAAACCAUGCUUCAAUCUAGGCAAGGUGAUAAGUUGAACAGUGCCAAAAUAUGCACAAAACAAAGGAAACUUAUCUUGUAAGAGUUGAAGAUUGUUUGGAAAUUUAUGAUGAGUGUAUCAUUAAAAUAAUUAAGUUUUACCAUUUGAGGUACAUCUUAUUGAUUGGAAUCUGUAAAAUAAAACAGGGAAAGUAGAAUCAACCUUAUUUUACCUUAGCUACUGACUUAUUGGCCCUAGAAUCGUAACUUCAGAUUGUCGUUUCCAAACAAUCUGAUAACCCAAAAUGUCCGUAACGUAGGAAUGAAGAGUAAGUGUCUCGUGAAUGAGAUAAAACAUCGAAAAUUAGAUUGAUAAGUGUACAUUAUAGGCAAGUUCGAAGUGUAUCGAUUAUGUCGUAAAAGCCCCGUUUUUGUGUAUAAGAAAACAAGAGAUAUUUAUCAAUAGUUGAAAAAUGCAACUUUUAGCAA
Anopheles coustani is the source of this 2373-nucleotide messenger RNA. Its product is annotated as peptidoglycan-recognition protein LE-like. NCBI's taxonomy places the organism in Eukaryota, Metazoa, Arthropoda, Insecta, Diptera, Culicidae. Gene Ontology annotation, molecular function: N-acetylmuramoyl-L-alanine amidase activity; zinc ion binding. The transcript is spliced from 6 exons. Bases 501 to 1853 code for a protein of 450 amino acids. Gene Ontology annotation, biological process: peptidoglycan catabolic process. The record is from RefSeq and is a predicted model, not a curated record.